Messenger RNA from Hippoglossus stenolepis (Pacific halibut), 3885 nucleotides. RefSeq names its product splA/ryanodine receptor domain and SOCS box containing 3a (gene spsb3a). The coding region runs from base 563 to 1678 and encodes 371 amino acids. Gene Ontology annotation, cellular component: SCF ubiquitin ligase complex. The record is from RefSeq and is a predicted model, not a curated record. Gene Ontology annotation, molecular function: protein binding. Gene Ontology annotation, biological process: proteasome-mediated ubiquitin-dependent protein catabolic process. The transcript has 8 exons. Lineage: Eukaryota; Metazoa; Chordata; Actinopteri; Pleuronectiformes; Pleuronectidae.
AGUUGAUUGAUUCUGGAGCCUGUGGUGAAUUAUUAUCCUGAUCAAGAAAAUGACAACUCUCCCAUUGGGCCGUUUACCUUUAUACCACCAGGGGACAGUAAAUCAGCAUUCGAUUCGAUUCUGCCUCAAAGAAGUUGCUUCAUUUUCUUGGUCUUACUCAAAUAUUCAGGAUUUGAGAGAUCAGAAGCGGUUGUGGUUCAGGAGUUAGAGAAGAACUCUCGCACCUGUGGGUUAAAACCAUCUGAGUUGUGGUGGCGGAGAUGUUUUCUGGGAACUUCCUGUGCAGACUGAUCUCAGAGCAGCAGCGGGGCUUGUUGUUGUUUUCUCGGGACUCAUGGUAAGUAGGUCACGGGGAAGCGCAGCUCCGCCUGCCGCUCCUUCGUCUCGUCCGAGUAGCGAUCGGCUCCUUCGUCCUGCAGCGUCUCUGCAGUUUUUACCCUUGUACCUUCGAGCUGGUUGUGAACAACAAGCAGCAGCCGGACUGAUGCUGUUCCUCCAACAUCUGGAAUAAACCUGUUCUGACUGUCGGGUCCUUCUACAACUGAGACAAAGAGUGGCUGCCAUGUCCAGACGAAGCAGGAACAGUCGUGCGUGGAGAUACGUGUGGGGGGGGAUACGGCGGGACGCUGAUGCCCGGGCACUCGUGUUGGCCUCUGAAAGCGAGGAAUGGAGCUAUGGCCGCCUAGAGUUUAGUGACUCCGACUCUGAGACAGACUUUUCAGCAGUGAUGGUCCCUCCAGUCCCCAGCGCAGUGCCGGUCACCGGAGAGUCCUACUGUGGCUGCGACUCCCAGGCUGAGACCAGCUACAACCCUCGUCUGCGCGGGUUUCACCAAGUCAAAGACUGCCACUGUGGAGAGGAUGACCAAGAAUUUGACUGGGGGUGGGACUCGAACAGCCGGUCGACGGCAACAUUACUGAGCUGUGACAAUCGCAAAGUGAACUUCCACUCUGAAUACAGCUGUGGCACAGCUGCGAUCCGCGGCUCCAAGGAGCUGGCUGAAGGACAGCACUUCUGGGAAAUCAAGAUGACAUCUCCAGUGUAUGGAACAGACAUGAUGGUUGGCAUCGGCACUUCUGAUGUCAACCUGGACAAAUACAGACACACCUUCUGCAGCCUGUUGGGAAAAGAUACAGACAGCUGGGGUCUCUCUUACACAGGCUUGUUGCAUCAUAAAGGAGAGAAGAUGAACUUUUCUACACGGUUCGGACAGGGGUCCAUCAUCGGAGUCCACCUGGACACGUGGCAUGGCACACUUACUUUCUUCAAGAAUCGAAAGUGUAUAGGUGUUGCUGCCACAGAGCUCCAAAAUAAGAGGUUUUAUCCGAUGGCGUGCUCCACAGCAGCCAAAAGCAGCAUGAAGGUGAUCAGGUCCUGCUCUGCCCCCACCUCCCUGCUCUACCUUUGCUGCGCUCGCCUUCGCCAGCUGCUGCCAGACUGUAUAGACAACCUGGACGUGUUGCCCCUGCCCCCAGGCCUCCGUCAGUUGCUCCACAAUAAACUGGGUUGGGUGCUCAGUCUCAACAGUGGCGCUGUAGAAGAAACCCCAGACGGGCCUGAGUGCUCCUCGCAAUUGUCUGUCCCUCCCUUGGCCGGACCGUCCUCCUCGGAGAGUGACUCGGAGGGUUGCACGUCCGACCCCGAAGCCUGUCAGAGGAAAAGAUGCCGCUGGACAUGACUGGGCGGCUCGAACCCUACCUCCUCUUAAACACUGGCAGAGGUUACUGCCCUACGGCAUCUAAUCUAGUGUUACUUACCUGCCUCAGGCUUAGCGUGGUAGUGCAGAGAAUAACCAGGCUCGGUGGAGCAGAGAGAGCGGUGUGUAGGCGGUGGCAGUAUUUCUGCCUGCACGUUUUAUUACUGUGAUCUUCUCUCAUGCCAUUCACAUGUCUUCAUGCUCUUCAUGCACUCAGUAUCCAACACCAGCUUCAGUAGUACGUGAAAAGAUGUGGUGUUGUUUUGUUAACUAGCAUAAUGUGUUGCCAUUCACCAGUGGGAAUGAGCGACAUUGUGCAGGAAUGGUUACGCUGAGAACUGUACAACGUGACACUGAAGCAAGAUGAAUCCAAAUUUUUGGUCGUCAUCUUUAUAUAUUUGCAAGAGGGGGGGGGUUAAAAAAUGACAGACAGUAAAAGUAUUUUCUAUGUUUUUAUCCUGUAUGCAAAAAAAUGAUAUUAUUCGCUGUCCAUGCAUUAUCAAAGUUGUCUGUUACCUGUUUCACUGGCAUCUGCAAUUUCUACUUUUCCAAAGUGAGAAUCAGUGGAUUUCUUACCUGCAGGUCACGGCUGUGAAGCUAAAACUUCAACUGUAAAAAAAAAACUAAAGAAAUGAUGAGAGGAGGUGGAAUGAACGCGAGUGCACUUUGCGGCUUUUAGUCAACAAUGAAAUGAUUGUUUCUGUCUGUCUCUUGAUCCCCAAACAACUGACGCACAUCUAAUCGUUCAUCACAUUAUUGGAAAAAACUGUUUAACUAAAUAUUUACUACAUUCAAGUCUCCCUUUGAAAAGUCCUGCUUGUGGUUUACAGAAGCUAUGAAUUUCCACUUUUCUGAAUAAUGUAAGCAGUAAACAUCGUCUCGUGUGUGUCAGUGAAAUGAGACCACCGCACCUUUCAUGUAACUUUUUAUCGCUGUUACAUCUUAUUGUUACUUUAGAACUUUUUAAGGGUAGUUUAUUUGUUUUAAGAUUAUGAGCACUUUUUAGGGUUAAAUGUUUUUAUGCAAUGGUUCUUUUUGUUUUUGUUUUCCCAAAGGCCUUGUUCAAUCCCUGUCCUUAACAACUGCUCUUGAUUCACUAAAGUUGGAUUUAAUGCUACUGUCGUCAUUUCAGUAUCAAACCCUCAGCCCCUCUUGGCCUGAAACGUGACUGUGGAAAGGGGUUAGGUUAACAUCUGCUGCGAUGGGUUUCAAUUAUUACAAGCUUUCAGAGCAGAAAAUGAUUUUCAGUAAUGUCAUAGAAGCUUAUUUCACUGCUUCUGCAGAUAAAAUGAUUCUCAGCUCUUUCUUUAGAUGUUUUUCUGUAUGUCUAACAGUUCUAUGUGGCUCAAAACACAGUUUAAAUAUUGUGCUACUGUCUGGUAACAAUCACAACUAAUUGAAGCUGUGGAUUUCACAGUAUUUUGUCAUAACCGCAACAGAGAGACUGUCGCCUGAGGGAUCUGCAACAUUUCUCCUGAUGUUCUGAUGUCUUGAAAAACAUUUUACUGUCACUUUUGAUGCCUACGGGGGCUAAGUGGGGUUAAAAGGUCAAUUUAAGUCUGAAUUGAUAUUAAAUUAGUGACAAGGGUCAGAUAUAAAGUGUAGUUUUUUUGUCAGAGUACCCAACCAUAACAAUAUACGUAUAAAAAUAGUGUUUGAGUAGUGGUUGAGGCUACACAGUUUGCGGACUGCUGCCUCAGUCUCCUGUCUCUGAUCACAUUUAUUUAGCCUAAGUAGAUGCACACAAACAUUUAUGGUACUAUGCAAUGCAAUUAUCUUCUGUGAUGAGGGUUUCCUGGGGGAAUGGGUUUAUCUGGGUGCCAUGCCUGAGACACUGGUACCAGAGGACCACACUUAUCGGCCAUGAGUAGUGUUACAUUCCAGUUGUGCAAAAUCAGAAAUCCCUCUUUGUAGAUCCAGUGAUGUAACCACACACUGGUUAGUUGUAGUCCAGAAGAUGUAUUUUUUUUUUUUUACUUUUAACUGUAUUUGUCUUCACAUCAAUGCAUCCAAGCACUUUUUCUUACUGUUGUACUGUAAAUAGGAAAAUUCUAAGUGUCUCUUCUAUAACAUGUCAUAUUAACAAUACUGUAUGUGAGGGCCUUUACUGGCCUUUUUCUGUAUACCCCCGAUCAGCAUGAUUUCAGCUGAGAAUAAAAUGAAUGCUUAAUAAACAUAUGCAGAAAGGA